AUGGAGACUUUGAUGGAUCAAGAGGCCCGAGAUACCGCGCCCAAGGCCUUGGCUCAUCUUGACACUAGCAUAACUCAAUCCAGAAGCUUCCAUUGGCCUGAACGCGGCCCAUUCAAGAACUUGGAGAGCAAGCUCAAGCGGCUAAAGAGAAAUGGAAACUUUCCUCUUCUGCGCGCGCUCAACUUUGCCGACCUAGACCCGCUCUCUACCUAUAUAUACUUGCUUUUAGCCUCUUGUAAUAAGAAUCACCAGCCGCAUAACAAGAAACACUUAUUCAAUAAACCGAACAUCGUGCCAUAUCCGUUCCCUCCCAACCGCGCUCAUCCGACGUUUGAAGGACCUAGCCGAGACGAGCAUCAUUACCAUCAUCAUCAAAACCGACCUCCGGUUUAUCAUCAACCACCUAGACCAGUGUUGCAUUCACACCACGACCAUGUUCUCAAUAGGCGGAGAGAUAGCCAUUUCGAUGCCGUGCUUGAGGGUUUCAUGGAGAGCCAAAGAAAAACUAGCCGCGACAUUGAGACAAAGCUAGAGUUCACGCGAUACGAACUAGAUGGAAGACUUGGAGAACUCUCUACCCAAAUAGAGAGAGUAGAGUCAAGAUGCUUGGACAUGGAGGAAGAUUUGAAGAAGCAAGGCGAGGCCAUUGAAGACAGUAGGAGAGCGAUACACUUUACCAAAGUUUCCACCAAGGAGAUGGACAAUCACUUAGAUGAGAAGAUCACAAGUCUUGAUAACAACCUCGAUGGCACCACCAAGAGUCUCAAUUCAAUAACAGCAGUAGCUCAUCAAGCUAAGAGGGAGGUAGCCGAAGUGACCCUAAAAGAGAGGCAAUGUUACUCGACGAUGCUUACAUUGGUGGAAGGGCAAAAACAAGUGAAGGCACAAAUCCGAGAUUUACACAUCUCUCUAGACAAGAGAGCCAAGAUAUUCAAAGAAGAGCUAGAGGGCUUGAAGACAAAGUAG
Messenger RNA from Microthlaspi erraticum, 966 nucleotides. The record is from the annotation of a GenBank genome assembly. NCBI's taxonomy places the organism in Eukaryota, Viridiplantae, Streptophyta, Magnoliopsida, Brassicales, Brassicaceae.